Aureobasidium subglaciale EXF-2481 is the source of this 1145-nucleotide messenger RNA. RefSeq lists its product as uncharacterized. The record is from RefSeq and is a predicted model, not a curated record. NCBI's taxonomy places the organism in Eukaryota, Fungi, Ascomycota, Dothideomycetes, Dothideales, Saccotheciaceae. Bases 262 to 915 code for a protein of 217 amino acids. The transcript has a single exon.
GAUUCCAAGGCCGGGUGUGCUCCACCUGUAAAUCGAAAACCGGUUCCGCCGAUUUGGAGGGAGCAUGACGUCUCCUGCUGUUUGAAUUGCCCACGGACCGGGCACCGUCGUAGGCUGGAUCAUGACGACUACAAUGAUGCUUUGGCAAGGGAAUAGGAAAUAAGCGCCUCAAGAUAUAGUCUCCGAGGAACCUGUUGUCCAUGUGUAGCUUGUUGCAAUUCGAAGGAACAGAAACCAAAAAGCAGGAAGCAGCAAUAAAUCAUGACCAGUGUCUACUCCGCCAACAGUGCCGUCACCUUUGACGAGUUGCUCGCUCAUCUCAAGUCACUCCCCGUUCCGCUGCUUCCGCCAGCCAAACCCCUCGACACUUCUCUAAGCGACAAGAUAGCUUCCUUAUAUCUACAUCCGGCACUCGAGGCUCUGUUGCACCUUCUCAAUCAUGACUUGCCCUCUGCCCACUUUCUUGUGCGACACAUGCAGUCCGAUCCCGCUUUUGAAGCAAUGUACCUCCACGGUAUCCUCCAUCGGAUAGAAGGCGACUUCAACAACACCAGGGCCUGGUACUACGAUGUCUACAAUUCCGAGCCCUUUGAACGUGUAUGGGGGAAGGCAACCGAAGACGAGACAGCAGAGGUCGAAAAGAAGAAGGACGACGGGGAGACCAAGAUGCCUCCCCAGAAAGCCGCUCGGGACUUUGUAGACAGCCUAGAAAAACUGUCAAAGGGACAAGGAGACAGGGAUGCCCUUGCAAAGGAAAGCAGAAGAGAGUUUGAUUCCGUCCUUGACUGGUGUACCAACAAGUUUGGCACAGGAAAGCACACAGACGCUUCGAAAGCCUGGGUACAACCAAGUCAAGAGAUUAGCCAGAAGGGCCAAGACAUGGUCACCGGCAACGAUGGCUUCAGGAAGUUCUAAACAUGCUCUAGCUAGUCGUGCAUGUACUGGGACAACUCGCAACUUAUUCAUAUUCUAUUGUACGUGGGAGCACGAUGCAAAAUGGAAGGAACAGGAAAAGCAUGUUUCGCAUUUCAUUUCCGUUAGGCGUCUAGAGGAGAAAAGCUCAUCGUUUCCAUUCCUCCUCCUCCUUAUAAUGUGGCAAUCUUAACGCACUCCUAUUGCCAAACUCCUUCCCGGAUGUAUAAACA